AUUAAACCCUUUUUUUCUUUUUUUUUCUUUUUCCUUUUUUCUUUCUUUUUUUCUCUCUGCUGGGCCGGCCAGUUGGGCCUGCUUCUGCUGGGCUGGUGCUUGUGGGCCUAGCCUGCUGGUGCUGGCCUGCUGGGCUACACUGGGCCUGGGCUGGUGCGCAAAUGGGCCUGCCGUUGGACUGCUAAAAAUGGCCUGCUACCUUUUUUUUUUUUUGCUUUCUUUCUUCUUCUUUUUUUUCUUUUUGGGCUUCUCUUUGGGCCUGCUGAGCUGGGCUGCUGCUGGGUCGGGUUGGGUCACCGGAUCGGGUCGGAUUGGACCCGGAUCGGGUCGGGUCGGCCCGAUUUUUUUAAAAAAUUCUUUUUCUUUUUUCUUCUUUUUUCUUUCCCCCUUUUUUCUUUCUUCUUCGUUCUUCCUUCUUCUUCCUUUUUCUUCUUUUUUCUUCUCCUUCGACAGCAGCCCCUUGUGUUGCCGACGACGUCUCUCCGCCUUGUUCGACGGCCGACGGUGGCGCGCACGGAGGGGUGACGGUGGUGGUGCUGUCACGGUGACGGUGCGACGGCGGUGGUUGCGAGAGCGCGACGGCGGUGGCAGAGGAGUAAUCAUGGCCUAGGGAGGCUGCUGGAGUAGCUCGGCUGCCGCUUGGGUGAUUUGACAAGUCCAGAAGGACUAAACUGUAAAGGGCACAAAGUUUCUGGGGCAAAAGUGAAAUUUUGGCAAAAAUAUGGGGUUAAAAUAUAAUUUUUGAAAAAUUCAGGGGCUAACAUGUAAUUUAUUUGUGUGCA
Molecule: messenger RNA, 782 nt
Organism: Gossypium raimondii (Peruvian cotton)
Lineage: Eukaryota; Viridiplantae; Streptophyta; Magnoliopsida; Malvales; Malvaceae
Exons: 3
Coding region: 188-610 (140 amino acids)
Source: RefSeq, a predicted model, not a curated record